AGCCGGCCGCUCCAGAGCCAGCUGAGGUGACCGCUCCUGAGCCAGCUGAGGUCACCGUUCCUGAGCCAGCUGAGGUGACCCUCCAGCCUGCGUCCGAGCCGGCCGCUCCCAGGGUCGCCGGUGCCAUGUCGGGCCACCACCGGAAGCGCGGCCGCUGGGCGGCGGCGGCGGCGGCCGAGCCGGACCACGUGCGCCGCCAGGUGGAGGCGCUGUUUAGCCGCCGGUUCGACUUCUGCGCGGCCGAGCACGACUGGAGGCUGCCGGAGCCGGAGCACAUGUUCCCUGAUGACGAGUGGCAGGUGGCAGAGCUGCAGACUAUGAAGCACGAGCUGAACGCCGUCAAGGCGCUGCUUAGUGACAAGGACAUCUCCACCUGGCACGAGCACACAUCGGCCACAAACCGGGCUGGCCUGGUGGUGCCCACAGUCAAGCGUCACAUUCGGCCCGAGAUGGGCACACAGGCGUGGUGCAAGUUUUACGAGCUGCUGAGCCUGGGCUCUGUGCUGCCGCCGGCCUGUGCGGACGGCGGCCGGCUGGUGUCGCUGCAUCUCUGCGAGGCUCCCGGCGCCUUCGUCACCGCUCUCAACCACUACUGCAUCCUGAACGGUGUCGAGGAGGUCGGCAGGCAGCCGCCCAAGCUACUCGUGCUGUCGGUGGGCGGUCUGCGCCACGACUACCUGAGCUUGGUGCCCCCGGCGCAGCUGCCCUUCUUCACACACUUCGUGCGGUAUGGCGCACGCUCCGAGUGGCUCAACCCGACCUUCCCGUCCGAGGGCAUCGCCACGCGGGCAUCCUUCUUCACCGGCCGCUACCCGGAGAAACACGGCAUCCUGGGCGAGCACUUCCUCGACCGGCAACGCGGCGAGCUGCGAGGGGACGGCCCGGCCGGCCACUCGGCCACCGACCCGGCAUGGUGGGACGGCGUCGUGCCCCUCUGGACCUCGGCCGUCAAGCAGUGGCGUCGCACAGCUGUGUUCAACGUCCAAGGCGCCUGUGUGCCCAUUGAUGGCAGCAAUAUCAGCUUUUGUCAGGCGCCGGGGCAGGCCGGCGAGUUCGAGGAGAGUCUGACGCUGGCGCUGGACCGCCUGUUCGCCGAGGCCUACCCGUGCAAUAUGGCCAUCGUGCACACGGACGAGCUGCGGCGGACCGCCGAGAAGCACGGCGCUACGUCCGAGGCCGUGCUGGAUGCGCUGCGCGCACUCGACGGCCAGCUGCAGACGCUCGACCGCGUCAACGUCGUCAUCGUGUCGGACGGCGGCCUGACGGACACGGCUGACAUGAAGGUGAUCUCGGUGGACAGCCUGCUGCCGUCCGAAGCUCCCGUCACCGUCGCCGGCGACGGUGCCGCCUGCCUCGUCUACAUGGCCGGGGAGCACGCGACGGCUGCACACGCGCAGGCGCAGGCCGUGCCGGGCGUGCGCGCGUACCUGCGCGGCGCCAUUCCCGCGCGCAUGCGGCUGGCGCACGGGCAGCGCGAGCCCGACCUCCUCCUGGUGGCCGAGCCAGGCUACUACCUGGAGCACGAGCGGCCACUGGCCGUGGAAGCGGCAGGCGGAUACGACGACACGGCCGGCGGCGUGCCGGACAUGCGCGGCGUGCUGCUCGGUCGCGGCCCCAGUUUCCGCGCCGGGGUCACCGUCCAGCAGGUGAACGCCGUCGACGUGUAUGCCAUGCUCGUCGCGCUCAUCCAGGUGACGCCCGAGGUGCACAACGGCCACCUGGACAACGUCUCCGACAUGAUCAACUGGUGA
Molecule: messenger RNA, 1751 nt
Organism: Pollicipes pollicipes
Lineage: Eukaryota; Metazoa; Arthropoda; Thecostraca; Pollicipedomorpha; Pollicipedidae
Product: glycerophosphocholine cholinephosphodiesterase ENPP6
Exons: 5
Coding region: 126-1751 (541 amino acids)
Source: RefSeq, a predicted model, not a curated record